Molecule: messenger RNA, 1439 nt
Organism: Metopolophium dirhodum (rose-grain aphid)
Lineage: Eukaryota; Metazoa; Arthropoda; Insecta; Hemiptera; Aphididae
Exons: 13
Coding region: 98-1120 (340 amino acids)
Source: RefSeq, a predicted model, not a curated record
UGUAAUACAAUAUUACAACUAUAGCGUGAACAUCCAAUACCUACAACACGUCUUGCAUUGUACAACUUUCGUGGUCUUCGAUCAUCUCGUUUCCACAAUGAUGAUUAUGUUGCUAAUACCAAGAUUACUGGUUGCAGUGGCCGUGAUGUUGAUUGUUAUCGACGUCGGGGUGAUCGCGAGGCGAUGGUUUUCAUUUGGCUGGUGGGCGAAGCCGUCACCCUAUUUGGGAAAUUCGAAACCCCGUUCACCCUACUUUCAAACAACUCACGUAGAAAAUAUUUAUCGACCCUAUAGACCCGAUUUAUCCUCAAGGAUCGAUAGCUAUGGUCGUAUACCUAGCGAUAACUACAACGAUGAUUUGAAUUUAUCCUCAUGGAUCGAUAGCUAUUAUGGUCGUAAACCUAGCGAUAAAUACAACGCUGAUUCGGUUAUAUCCUCAUGGAUCGAUAGCUAUGGUCGUAAACCUAGCAAUAAAUACAACAAUGAUUUGGAUUUAUCCUCAAGGAUCGAUAGCUAUGGUCGUAAACCUAGCGAUAAAUACAACGAUGAUUCGGUUUUAUCCUCAUGGAUCGAUAGCUAUGGUCGUAAACCUAGCAAUAAAUACAACAAUGAUUCGGUUUUAUCCUCAUGGAUCGAUAGCUAUGGUCGUAAACCUAGCAAUAAAUACAACAAUGAUUCGGAUUUAUCCUCAAGGAUCGAUAGCUAUGGUCGUAAACCUAGCGAUAAAUACAACGAUGAUUCGGAACUUCAGGAACUGAUGAAGUCGCUAGAAAUAUAUCACCAAAGAUCAACUCCAUCUGCUCCCGUUAACCAGAAGCUUAACACCACUAGUGAACAACCUCAGAAUCCGGAGGUUACUACCAUAUCCACCACGAUUACGGCAGACACUCCGUUAGUGGACGAGCUGCAGGACUCUUCGACCAACCUCGGAAAAGGUCUCGGACUAUUAUUUCUAUCGGAUCCCGUUAAGUGGGAGGAACCAUCCACCUGGAAUUUUACUAAAACCUCACGUCGUACACAGUUUAAGACACCGGGAGCAACUGUGGAACAUAAUCUCGAGGAAAAGAAAUCGCAGACCACCAAAAAUCUCGGACAACCACAGUUACCAGCUGAAAACUAAAGAAGAAAUUCUGAAAUCGAAGUAGUUCAAUCAGAUUAGUUGAAUCGGGAUUUUAUGUACAGUUUCACGGGGUGCAGUUUUCCCUUGUGGUUGCCACACAAGGGCGACUAGGGCAACGUUUCAAUCCUCAAAUUUAUAUAUUGACCGGUCCCAUUUAUUAGUUUUACCCAAACAUUUAAAAACGUAAAUGUAUAAUAAUACAAAUUGUAUUUACCUAUUGUUACUUUAACGGACAAUGUAUGAGGAAUUUUUAGUUUUUAUGCAGUUUAUUAUUGUUUUUAAGUCAUAUUUAGCUUGAAUAAAUAAAUUAGAACAUGAA